Molecule: messenger RNA, 1479 nt
Organism: Olea europaea var. sylvestris
Lineage: Eukaryota; Viridiplantae; Streptophyta; Magnoliopsida; Lamiales; Oleaceae
Product: probable trehalose-phosphate phosphatase J
Exons: 10
Coding region: 152-1258 (368 amino acids)
Biological process (GO): trehalose biosynthetic process
Molecular function (GO): trehalose-phosphatase activity
Source: RefSeq, a predicted model, not a curated record
UCGUGUGUUCAAUUAGUGAUUUAGUGCUUGUCUUUUCCAACUAUCUCUCUCUCUGCUAUACAAAAACUUCUCUGUCCUUCACAACUUCAUUGCCCAUAGACUUCCAAGUUUUUUCCAGGGAGGUUUUCACAUUGAAAGAAAAAACAGUGAAAUGACCAACCAAAAUGUGGUGAUUUCUGAGGCAAAAACAGGACUUGCAGUGGCAACUGCAGUUGCUGUAUCUGAAUCUAAUUUCUACUCGCCCGCCAUGCCUAAGCCACUGGUCGCAGCGAAUGGCUACUUUCCAAGAAAAAAGUCGAUUAAAAAGCUUGAAACUAAUGGAGGAGGAGGUGCCAGGAUUAAUGCCUUUAUUGAUUCAAUGCGGGCUUCUUCACCAACUCGUCGAGCCUCUGAAACCGAAGAUCAAAAGUCUUGGAUUAUUCAUCAUCCUUCGGCUUUAAGCAUGUUCGAGGAUAUCAUGAAUGCUUCAGAGGGCAAGGAAAUAGUGGUGUUUCUUGAUUAUGAUGGUACAUUAUCACCCAUUGUUGAGGAUCCUGACCGUGCUUUCAUGACUAAUGAGAUGAGAGAAGCAGUCAGGGAUGUAGCCAAAUAUUUCCCCACAGCCAUUGUUAGUGGAAGGUGCAGAGCCAAAGUGCAUAAUUUUGUGAAAUUAUCAGAGCUUUAUUAUGCAGGGAGUCAUGGAUUGGACAUUCAGAGACCAACAAAAGGACACAAAAAACAAAGAAAAGGAAAUCAAUCUGUCUUCUGCCAACCAGCCAGAGAAUUUUUGCCAAUGAUUGAAGAGGUACACAAAAUUUUGUUGGAGAAAAUGAAAUUUAUCCCAGGAGCAAAAGUUGAAAACAACAAGUUCUGUCUGUCCGUACACUUCCGUUGCGUCGAUGAAAGGAUAUGGGGCGAACUAGGAGAGCAAGUUAGGGAAGUGCUUAAAAACUAUCCAACGCUCAGAUUGAGCCAAGGGAGGAAGGUUUUGGAGAUACGUCCCGCUAUAAAAUGGGACAAGGGGAGUGCACUUGAAUUCUUAUUAGAGUCGUUAGGCUAUGACAAAUCAAAUAAUGUUUUACCAGUUUAUAUUGGCGAUGAUCGCACCGAUGAAGAUGCAUUCAAAGUUUUGCGCAAGAGAGGACAAGGUUUAGGAAUUCUAGUGUCUAAAGCUCCUAAAGAAACAAAAGCCUCGUAUUCUUUGCAAGAACCAUCCGAGGUUAUGUACUUCCUCAAACGUUUAGCCGAAUGGAAAAAAUCCUCCUUACCAAGGCAUUAGGAUGAGCUCGCCCUCCACAAACAUAGAGGAAACAUUCGACCCCUACCCUCAAAGUUUUAUUAGGGGUACGGGUGGUGCUGAAUUUAUGUACCUAAUUUAUUCGAAUUGUAAUGAUCCCAAAGGGAACCUUUCCUUUUUUUCUUUUUUGGAUAUAAUGCAAGAGCAUUAUUCAAGUUGUUAUCGUUAAAAAAAUGUAUUCACGUUGCUAUAGUUUGCCUUUU